CUGGCCCUGCGACAAGGCAAUGUCGUGCUGGACCUGGGAUGUGGUACUGGGUACCUGUCCAGUGUCCUUGCCGAGCGAGUCGGGCCCCUGGGAAGAGUCGUUGGUGUCGACCCCAAUAAGAAGAGGCUCCAUGUUGCAAAUGAAAAAUACGGGCAUGUCGAAAACUUGCACUUUGUAUUUGGUAGCAGCACAAAUUUUCCGAGCGGACCGUACGAUGUUAUCUUCGCUAAUCAGGUAAUGCAAUGGAUCGAGGACAAGGAAUCUGCUUUUAAAUAUGUUUAUCAGAAUCUGAAAGUCGGUGGAACAUUUGCGUUUUUAUGUCCAGCUGAUCCUGCAAACAGAAUCUUAGAACUUCUCAAUCCAACCGUUUCAGAGUCACUGUUUUACUGCAGCUGCGAGGAGUACGAAAGUCUCGCUCUCGUGUGUGACUUUGAGGUAGAGCAUAAGUCGAUAGAAACUGUGACUCACAAGUUUGAGAACGUGGAUAAGUACAUUACGUGGGCUUUAGCUACAAUGGACGUUGAUCCUCUGCAAAUAGAUCCUGAAACCAUGUAUGAUGUGAAGAAGAGGAUUGAAGUGCCAGAGCUCAAAUGGAAGAAAAUUCAGUUCAUUUUGAAAUACAAACACUGA
Geodia barretti is the source of this 630-nucleotide messenger RNA. The record is from the annotation of a GenBank genome assembly. NCBI's taxonomy places the organism in Eukaryota, Metazoa, Porifera, Demospongiae, Tetractinellida, Geodiidae.